Molecule: messenger RNA, 1202 nt
Organism: Poeciliopsis prolifica (blackstripe livebearer)
Lineage: Eukaryota; Metazoa; Chordata; Actinopteri; Cyprinodontiformes; Poeciliidae
Gene: bcap29
Product: B cell receptor associated protein 29
Exons: 8
Coding region: 312-1022 (236 amino acids)
Biological process (GO): endoplasmic reticulum to Golgi vesicle-mediated transport; intracellular protein transport
Cellular component (GO): endoplasmic reticulum; endoplasmic reticulum membrane
Source: RefSeq, a predicted model, not a curated record
AGAUCACACCCGGCAAACAUAUUCUCUUUCACACAGGGAGAGACGGAGUCUCAAACCAAAAGAAAACUCUCAGUGUUUCUGUAGCCCACCACAAAGAUUUCAGACGGGUUUUCACGCUCUGAUCUUUCACUGAGUCCAAGGGGAAUGACGAAGGAGGUCAGCUACAGAGUUUUUAUUUCAGGCCUUGGCUGUUGUGACGUUCCCCAGCAGCUGUUGUGACUCUGUGUGAGAGCAUGUGGAUAAGCACCAGCGUGUGGGGACUCUCCAGAACUUUCCAGCUUAAACCUUAAACCUUUGCCUGAAACGUUGCAAUGACUCUCCAGUGGACGGCGGUGGCCUUCUUCCUGUAUGCAGAGAUAGUGUUCAACCUCAUCCUGUGCAUCCCCUUUAUAUCAGCACAGAGAUGGCAUUUAGUUUUCAACUGGAGAAUCUGGAGCUGGUUAUCUCCAUACUGGAACAAGUUCUUCUUUGCGAUGAUAAUGGCCCUUGUUGUUCUUUUUUGUGACGCCAUCCGAGAGGUGCAGAAGUACUCUGGCCCCGAGCCCACGCAUGAUGCCCACGCCAACCCAAACCUGUACGACCACGUCCACAUGAAGCUAUUCAGGGCCCAGAGGAACCUUUACAUCUGUGGCUUCUCUCUCUUUCUCUGGCUUGUCAUGCGCCGGAUUGUCACUCUGCUAAACCAGAUUGCUGAGACUUCGGUAAACUCUGCAGGUCUUCAGGCACAGAUGGAUAAUGCAUUUAAAACUGCUGAGAAGCACCAGGAGGACAACCAGAUUCUCAAAACAGCUCUCCUGGAAAGAGAACAAUCUAUGCUGAUAACCAAUAAUCAACUGAAGAGGGAGAUUGAAAAGCUUCAAAGUCAAUUAAAGGUUGCAGAGGAAGCUGUGCGAAGGUCUGACGCUGAAGUUGAAGCCAUGAAAAGGCAGGCCAAAGGUCUGACACAUGAAUAUGACCGACUACUAAGGGAGCACCAUCUGCUGCAGAACCUCCAGAGGCCUGAGGACAAAAAAGAUCAGUAAUCACGCAGCUGUGAUGAGACCUGGGUUGACCUCCGCCCCUCCCACAGACGAGAUGACGCAGCAACAGCUGUCUUUGUCACAAAUCUCUUCAGGUUUAGCUUCUUCUGGAGAAGAUUGUUAUGUAAAAAAAAAAUUAUGCACUAUAUUGAAUGAAUAAAAGUCCAUUUUUGUCCAUUUUGA